Messenger RNA from Gallus gallus (chicken), 3942 nucleotides. RefSeq names its product poly(A)-specific ribonuclease (gene PARN). Gene Ontology annotation, biological process: nuclear-transcribed mRNA poly(A) tail shortening. The coding region runs from base 384 to 2108 and encodes 574 amino acids. Lineage: Eukaryota; Metazoa; Chordata; Aves; Galliformes; Phasianidae. The record is from RefSeq and is marked validated. The transcript has 23 exons. Gene Ontology annotation, molecular function: metal ion binding; poly(A)-specific ribonuclease activity; RNA binding. Gene Ontology annotation, cellular component: cytoplasm; nucleus.
GGGCGGGGCCGGUUCCGGAAGCGCUCGGCGGCAGCGUUUGCGCGCCGGGCUCCGGGCGGGCUGGUGCGGGCGAGGGAUGGAGGUGAUCAGAAGCAGUGAGUGAUCGGCGGCUCUCGCUCAUCUCGCGGCUGCGGGUUCCGAGCUGUGCGCGGUGCUCCCCGGUGACCCCGCUCCCCCUCCCCGGGCUGGCGGCGAUCUCCGGCCUUCUUCUCUUCUCCCGCGCCCCGCGGGGACGGCCCCGAGCGGCGGGCGGGAAGGCGGGUGGGCGCGGCGGGCGCCUCAGGCCGGUCGCCUCAGGGAUCAGCGAUGGGCCUUCUGUUAGUGCAUUAACCAAUGGCUUUGACACACCAGAAGAACGGUAUCAGAAACUUAAAAAGCAUUCCAUGGAUUUUUUGCUCUUUCAGUUUGGCCUUUGCACUUUUAAAUAUGACCACACGGAAGAGAAGUAUAUUAUGAAGUCAUUUAAUUUCUAUAUUUUUCCAAAACCCUUUAACAGAAGUUCACCGGAUGUCAAGUUUGUCUGUCAGAGUUCAAGCAUAGAUUUUUUAGCAAACCAAGGAUUUGAUUUUAAUAAAGUUUUUCGCAAUGGAAUUCCAUAUUUAAAUCAGGAAGAGGAAAGACAGCUAAGGGAACAGUAUGAUGAAAAGCGUUCUCAGGCCAAUGGUGCAGGAUCUCUCUCCUAUAUUUCUCCUAAUGCCACAAAAUGUCCUGUUGUAAUUCCUGAAGAUCAGAAAAAAAUCAUUGAUAAAAUAGUGGAACAAAUAGAAGAGUUUUUAAAGAAUGAAGAAAAUGAAAGUUUGGAACUGGAGCCGUGUACAGGAUUUCAGAGGAAAUUAAUUUACCAGACCUUGAGCUGGAAGUAUCCAAAAGGUAUCCAUGUUGAAACCCUGGAGUCAGAUAAGAAGGAGAGGUAUAUUGUUAUCAGUAAGGUAGAUGAAGAGGAACGAAAAAGAAGAGAACAGCAGAAACAAGCAAAGGAACAGGAAGAACUGAAUGAUGCAGUAGGAUUUUCCAGAGUUGUUCAUGCCAUUGCAAAUUCUGGCAAACUUGUUAUUGGGCACAACAUGUUGCUAGAUGUUAUGCAUACUAUACACCAGUUCUAUUGUCCUCUACCUGAUGACCUAAGUGAAUUCAAAGAAGUAACGUCAUGUGUCUUUCCCCGGCUAUUGGAUACUAAGCUGAUGGCAAGUACGCAACCUUUUAAGGACAUCAUUAAUAAUACAUCCCUUGCAGAACUGGAAAAGCGCUUAAAAGAGGUUCCAUUCAGCCCUCCUAAAGUUGAAAGUGCAGAAGGGUUUCCAAGUUAUGAUACAGCUUCUGAACAGCUUCAUGAAGCGGGAUAUGAUGCUUACAUUACUGGACUAUGCUUCAUCUCCAUGGCUAACUUUCUAGGUUCGUUCCUUAGUCCUCCGAAAAAUCACGUGUCUGCUAGGUCAAAACUCAUCGAACCUUUUUUUAACAAGCUAUUUCUAAUGAGAGUAAUGGACAUACCAUAUCUGAAUUUGCAAGGACCAGACUUGCAGCCAAAACGAGAUCAUGUUCUUCAUGUCACUUUUCCCAAAGAGUGGAAGACUAGUGACCUUUACCAGCUUUUUAGUGCCUUUGGUAACAUUCAGGUUUCAUGGAUUGAUGAUACAUCAGCGUUUGUAUCAUUGAGCCAGCCAGAACAAGUACAAAUAGCUGUAAAUACCAGCAGAUACGCUGAAAGUUACAGGAUCCAGACAUAUGCAGAGUAUGUUGAGAAAAAACAUGAAGAAAAGCGAGCAAAGAGAAAAUGUACAGAAGAUAGUUGGAAGGAGAUGGAGAGAAAACGGUUGAAAACUCAAGGUUCACCUUACAUUUCCCAGAGUCGAUACUACUGUAUUAACAGUUUUACAGGCACCAGUAUAGUGGGAAAGAGAAGUAUGAGUCCUAUUCAGGAAGAAACUGGUCCUGACAAUUUGGAAGAGGAAGGGGUUCCAGAAGAUCAGACAAACUCCUAUGCGGAGUCCCCUCCAGAUGUUAAGAAGAGAGCCAAAAGGUUCAAAAAAAUCAAGAGCGAACAAGUUUCAGCAGGAGGCCUCACAAGUAAUUCCACUGAAAUUUUUGAAGUCCCUGAAACAUGGUAGGAAAUAACUGCCUUAACAAGUGGAAUUGAUUGAAAGCAGUUGUGAGAAUACACCUCCCGGAAGCCAUAAUUUAUUUAACUAAGGUGGUGUUAACAAAUCAGUAUGCGUCCUGAAAACCAGUUUAAUUAUUUUAAACUGUUUACUGAACAAUCACUGUCAAUUUUACUUGUGUGUAUAUUAACUAGUAUAUGAUCUUGUUGUUGAUCAAGUGAAAUCCUUGCUGUUAUUAAUGAUGUUAGAUUUAAGAAGCAAGACUAAAUGUAUUUCAGUCAUCCAUUUCAGCAUGUUGGCUAUGAAAUGUACAAAAAGACCUGGCAGUCUAUGAUUUUGUGCUGGACUGUUUACUGUGCUUGAGGGGAGUUACCACAAAUCUCCUAAUCUUUAGAUAUUUUUUCAGGCAACAUCAGUGUGCUGUCGGACCUCUUGAUACAGGCAGAACUGUGGUUUCACGUAUUGCUUUCUACCUGUUACUAUCUGGAAAUCGUUUUUUAGUUUUCCAUUCUCUACUUCACCCCCAGUGCAGCCAGUCUUCAUCUGAAUACCAACUUUACAGAUACCCUGUCUUUUCCAAAAAUACAAUUUAUAUGCUCCUUAAAUAUGAAUUUCCUGGUGGGAGGUAGUUUUUUCUUUGUUUUCACAUCUGCUGCUGUUUUCACCUUGGGUCCCUAUCUAUUUCCUCCCUGUUUCUUUCCCAUCUUGUGGGAUUUUGUUAAAAAUGUUUUUUUGGUACCUGUGACAAACCUGCUAUAACUGUACCAGCCCUCUAUUUGUUUAAAAAAGAUCUGCAUUGGUAGAUUUCAGAAGAUGUUUGAUAUUUAACAUUUUUGUAUCAUGGAAAUAAAAACAAAAGAUGUAUUUCCAUAAAAUGAAAAUUAAAGAAAUUUUCUUAGGAUGUGGUUUGCUUUUAUGUAUUGGCUUCUGAAAUGUAUUUUUUCUGCUCUUAUUUUGUUCUUCAUAAUACUAUUUUUUUAAAUUAUUUUUUAAUCUUCGUAAAGUUUUCAGUCUAUGUCUGGCAAACACCUUGUGUUUAUGGACUAACUACUCUCAAGAUAUCUGUGAAAUAUAACGAAGAAAAGCCAAGUCUAUUGAAAAAAGAUUGCUAUGCAUUUCCCUUGGAAAAAAGUAUGAGGGUUCUGCAAAUCAGCAAGUUGAAAACCAUUUCUAUGGAAAAGUAGGAUAUUAAGAAGGUUACAUCAGAUUGUACUUACAUCACAGUGUGAACCAUUGUCACUUUAACUAUGCAGUAACCUGCUUGAAGGUAUGCCGAAAUUUGUGGGUUUUUAAGUGACUGCAAGAACUAUCUUGAAUCUUCAAAUUGCUUUGCAAAAGGGAAAAAGAUUUAAAUCCCUCAAACGUGAAAUGUUUUAUUUCUAAUCUUGGAAUACUGCUGGAAGUAGUGCACCUAAAGUUUGUUGUUAUUGCUAGUUUGUUUAGUAGCAGCCAUAGCAUAUUAUUGCUCUAAAACAUGGGACAGAAGACUGUUAUUAGCGACACUAGGGGGAAUUAUCAACAGAACUCUUCUGAUCCAAAGUGUAUGUAGCAGCAUGGGAACUUGUCUUCAUUUCAUUACAGUAGAGAGGCUUAAAUCCUUUUCAGGUGAUUAUUUUUGCAUGGAGAGUAGGCUGGGUGUAUAUUUCUCUAAGCUACGGUACCCACUAUUUCCAGUGUUCUUCCCACUCUGAGUUUUGGAAAGCAGGAUGUUUUUUUUUUUUUUAUCUCCAGCUGUACUUAGUACCUCUUAAGAAAAUAAUGCUGCUUUGUUUUCUAGUGCUUGCAUAGCCUUUGGUUUUAUCUGAUAAUACCUACUUACACUAAUAAAAUGAGAUAGGAUUGG